Messenger RNA from Anthonomus grandis grandis, 1090 nucleotides. Its product is annotated as probable maleylacetoacetate isomerase 2. Gene Ontology annotation, biological process: glutathione metabolic process; L-phenylalanine catabolic process. Gene Ontology annotation, molecular function: glutathione transferase activity; maleylacetoacetate isomerase activity. The record is from RefSeq and is a predicted model, not a curated record. Gene Ontology annotation, cellular component: cytoplasm; mitochondrion. The transcript is spliced from 5 exons. Lineage: Eukaryota; Metazoa; Arthropoda; Insecta; Coleoptera; Curculionidae. Bases 163 to 828 code for a protein of 221 amino acids.
UGUUGAUUAUUUUGCUUUCGAUCUUCGGUCGCGAAGGACCGCGGAGACGAUUAUAGACUGUUCUUUUAUUAGAAAUUCAUUAUAAAAUAUUUCAGUGUGCGUGUAUAAUCAUUUUAUUAAUUAAAUUUCUUCUAAAAGUGUUAAAGUGUUUUAGUUUUAACUAUGGCUACAGCCCACACUGGACAUGGAAAAACGAUCUUAUAUUCUUAUUGGAGAAGUUCCUGUUCUUGGCGAGUACGCAUAGCCCUUAACCUUAAAGAAAUCCCGCACGAAAUCAAACCGAUCUCCUUAAUAAAAGCUGGCGGACAACACCAUUCUAAUGACUUUCGAGAUGUAAAUCCUAUGGAGCAAGUACCUGCAAUGCACAUAGAUGGCGUAAACCUCAUAGAGUCUAUGAGCAUCAUGCAUUAUCUGGAAGAGACUAGGCCACAUCGGCCACUUUUACCUGCUGAUGUUGUUAAAAGGGCUAAGGUUAGAGAAAUAUGCGAAGUAAUUGUAUCAGGUAUACAGCCUCUACAGAACCUUUGUGUGUUGAUUCAUGUGGGCGAAGAAAAGAAGAACGAAUGGGCAAAGCAUUGGAUAAAUAGAGGAUUUAGGGCCGUUGAAAAACUAUUAGGUGCAAGUGCAGGCAAAUACUGCGUGGGAGACGAAAUAACUUUAGCGGACUGUUGCCUCAUUCCACAAGUUUUUAAUGCCAGAAGGUUUCACGUGGACCUCAGACCAUUUCCAAUUAUUUUAAGGAUAGAUAGGGAGUUAGAGAGGCAUCCAGCUUUUAUAGCGGCACACCCUAAUAAUCAGCCCGAUUGCCCACAGGAAGCUCAGAAGUAGAUAUCCGAAAACUGGUUAUAUAUUAAAUAUUAAAAUAUUUAAGUUUAAGUGUUUAGAAUAUUAUUUGUUUUAGUUUUUAUUUCAUUGGAAUUUAAUGUAAAAUUUAAUAUAUAAGGAAUCUUUAAUUUGUAGAAAUUCGAAAGAGAUAAUACGAAUUUAAAUAAAUAAUUAGAUUUAAGUUAAGAUUUUCUUAGUUAGCUACUUCAGUUUAUGUUUCACUAUUUAUAAAUAAAUAGAAAAACACACAAAAGUUUAAAUUUAA